AUGUUGCAAUUUAUAUGGCUUAAAAGAAGGCGACUAGCUAAGUUAAUUAUCAUCAUCGUUGUCGUUUUGAUGACAUUGAUGCUACACUCAUCAUUGUUCCUGCGAGAUCUAACAAGCGCAUUAAAAGGAUUAAAACCAAUACUAAAUAACUCGCAUGACAUCGAUUCAAAACUUAAAGUGGCAGACAGAGCCAGAAAUGUUAGCAACAUCACCACCAGUACAAAUGUUACAAAACCCGAACGUACCUGCAGUUUUGAUAGAAAAGAGGCGUUCCCUUACCUUAGAGGUAUAUAUACGACACCACCUCUGAACAUUAACUUCCAUAAGAAAACGUUUGAAUAUGAUAUAGAGGUUGAUUAUGAUGUAUUAGUGAUUUCUAUCACGUCAGAAACUGAGUACUGCGAGGCGGAGGGUUUGAUUCUUCUCCGUCAAAAAGAUAAUUCCAGUAUUCAAGAUGUUGAAAAGGGAAAAACAAGGCGAAGUUUUUCCAUAGGACUGUCUCUGCCACUCGAGGUUCAAAUAAACGUUGUAGACUUGAGCUCGUCAUCCAUAAACUACUCCCAACUGCAUCGAUACGUACUGACAUUCCGUCGUCGACCAAGGGGCCUUCGUGGGUCGUUUCAUACGGACAGUAAACACAAAGUGUGUCUAAUGAAACAGGAAUGCGAUAGACGGAUCUUCUCAGAAGAGCCCUGUGGCUUGCAAACGACAAAGUAUGACUCUUGGAGUAUGAUGAAUAAACGGAAUGCCAGAUUGCCAGAGUGUCUGUCUGGCAAUGAACCUGGAAAUUGGUUGGUACCAUGUAAAAACUGUUCAGAUGCUGACAGUUGCUACUGGCAACAGGCAAAAUGGCAGCCUGACAACUGUAUCCACCAAACGCCUUCCAAUGAACAAAUACAGCGUGUAUUUGACGGAAAACAACUUCUUUUCCUUGGUGAUUCUACUCUUCGCGGCAUCAUGUACUUCCUGAUCGAAUCGGUCAAUGGCAGCCUUUCUGGAACAUCAAAAUCACAUGACGCACUUGCAUACAAUGAUAUUAACAGAGGACGGACGAGGAUGAGCUUCAUAUAUUAUCCACAGUUGGAAGAUGAUCCACCUCCUAUUAGUAUCGCUCUCCGUUCACUUGUGAAAAACUCCUGUCCAGUCAAAAAUGAUAGCAGUACUGUGUUGUUGGUGGGACGUUUUAAAAGCAUACCAAAUAGUGAUUUCCCUCAACUGAUGUCCACGUUGAAGCAAUUGAAACUGACUGGCAUAAAAUUAAUCAUGAAGACAAUGGGAAGUAAUAGAUGCACGGGUGAUGUAAUGCUUAAUGUUGUUGCUAAUGAUGAACUAACUGCAAAUGCUCAGCGUUAUGGAUUUGAAAUCCUACAAACAUUCCCCAUCAUUAUGGCCAGGUACAAAGAUGCAACUUAUGGAAGCUGUGCCUUACAUUACCAUCAUAUCACAAAGGUUGAUCCAUUUGAAAACGUAACAACAGAAGAUGAUGGAAAAGUAUCACAUCAAGACAUGUUUAUAUCACUGCAAGCCACUGUAGUAGAAACUAGGAUGAAGAAAAGAGACCACUAUACGAAAACCGUGAAUGUCUGUGAAUUAGCCCCAAACUUUAUUGGUGCUGUCAUCUAUGAUCGAACAUGGCAGAUAUACAAGCCUAAGGUCGUUGAAAAGGUAAAGUCUGUAUCAGAAGCCAGCUCUACGGUUGAAAAUGGCACAAACAUACAAAAAGAUAGUGGAGAUGUGAAAAAAACAGCAGUAAUCACCACAACAACUGUAGAAACUCCCAAAUCCAAAAUUGACACAUCUAAAACAGUUCAACCAAGGGAACAGAUAAUAACCAAACCUCCUGUGAUUACACCUGAAGCAAGUCCAGUCCCUGUCCGCAGACCUAUUGGGUCAAACAGAAUGAGGCUGGACUCAGAUUCAGAAGAUAUCAUCACUGUCAGUCAGUCAUCUUCAGCAACUUCAUCACCAUGGUUAUCUAAACAGAAGGGAAAAUUAACCAAUGGAAAUGGAAGCCCAGCCAGUAAAUUCAACAUCCAAUCUGAAGAAAGAACAUUCCAAGAAAAAUAUCGUCAUCUUCGUGAUUUAUUCCCAGCAUACACUGAGACACAGAUCAAAGAUGCUAUCAUGGAAACAGUGGAUCUGGACAGUGCUAUUGAUGUCUUAGGCUUCGGGUCUACCAAUGAGCGAAAGCGUAUUCGUACAAUAUCUUCACCAGAUGUCCAGCCAAAGAAGAAACGAGCCAAACCACUUGACUUUGAAGAAGAUGACUCUAUAGAUCUUACCCAAGAUGACGAUGACAUCAAGAUUGUUCUCACUGAUGAACAGGAGGUCUUCCUACAGUUUCUGGUAGAGGCCUUCCCUGAUUUACCCAAACAGAAGUUACAAGACAUGCUUGAGUCCAAUCAGUGGGAUACGGAGGCUGCCAUGAAUGCAGUCAACCUUUACCUGGAGAGAGGUGGCACUGGCAUCAAGGAGAUGAUGGCACAAAAUAAAAUCCGUACUCAAGUUAUUCGAUCUAAAAAUAGCACAUAUGAUAGUUCUGAUGACGAGGUCAGUGUUGUGGAUGAAAAAAAAGACAAAAAGAAGAAGAAGGAGAGAAGGAAGAGUGGUUCAGAUGUAGAGUUUGACGAGGAGGACUAUGACAGUGAUGAUAGCUCCCAGGGUGACCCAGUGAUUAAACAGACCCAGAAAGAGAUGGUGCUAUCUUUCUUCAAUGAUGCUCAACUUGAAGAGUUGAUGAUUGUCCCUGGCUGUUCUCGGAAAAAAGCUGAUGUUCUCGUAUCUUUGAGACCAUUUGAAGACUUUGAUGAUCUCACUACAAAGGUUGAAGAAAACAAGACUAUAACUGACAACAUUUUGGCUGGAUGUAAGGACUUUAUAAAGAUACGCAACCAAGUAAAAUCUCUCAUGCAGAAAUGUGAGUCAAUAUCGACAAGUCUCGAAGAUGUGGUGAAUAGCAUUAUGGGUAAAAUGGAGAUGGACAAUCCCCUGACGUACCAGAUCUCAAAACAACCAGCACUUCUGAAUAAACGGUUACAACUCAAAGACUACCAAUUGAUAGGUCUCAACUGGCUGCUUCUGAUGCACAAACAACACCUGAAUGGCAUCUUAGCUGAUGAAAUGGGCCUUGGAAAAACGAUUCAAGCAAUAGCCUUCCUGUGCCAUCUAUUGGAAACUGGAGAUGAAGGGCCACAUCUUGUCAUAGCUCCAUCAUCUACAUUAGAUAACUGGCUCCGUGAGUUCAACCGUUGGUGUCCGGCAAUGAAGAUUCUCAUGUACUAUGGCAGCCAGGAUGAACGUAGGUCUAUACGCGCACAAAUAUAUGCACAACAGGUUGACUUCAAUGUCGUCAUAACAACUUAUACAACAGCAACCAGUAGUGUUGAAGACAGACUGCUAUUCAAGUCACUGAAAUGCCACUAUGGAGUCCUAGAUGAGGGACACAUGCUGAAAAACAUGACAAGUCUACGCUACCAAAAUCUCAUGAAAAUCAGGGUUAAGAGAAGAUUACUACUGACUGGGACACCCAUGCAGAACAAUCUUGUAGAACUCAUGUCUUUGCUGGCUUUUGUCAUGCCAGACCUCUUCUAUGGAAAGACUGAUCAACUUAAAAGAAUAUUUGCAAUGAUCCAGGGCAAAGGUGAUGGUCCACAGUCCAAGUUUGAGAGAGAUAGAAUAGAGCAUGCUAAACGCAUAAUGAAACCAUUUGUACUUAGAAGACUCAAACAACAUGUUUUAAAACAACUACCAGCCAAAAUAGAACAUGUUGAAGUCUGCCCCAUGGCAUUUGAGCAGAGGGAGCUGUAUGAUGACCUAAUACAGCAGUUCAGGAACUCAUUAAAAGAGGAUGAUCAAAGGAAAAAUCUUGAGAAACAAGGUAAAUCCAUGUUCAUGCAACUACGUAAAGUGGCCAACCAUCAUUUACUUAAUAGGAACACAUAUUCCAAUGACAAACUGAAGCAGAUGGCUAAACUCAUGCUUCAGGAACCCACUCAUGCCAAAGCCAGCAAGGACUUGAUAUAUGAGGACAUGGAAGUCAUGUCUGAUUUUGAGCUACACAAACUUUGUGAGCACUAUUCAUCCCUCCACCCAUACAUGCUAGAUGAUACCAUAAUAACAGAUUCUGGAAAAUUCCGUUACCUUGACGAAGUCCUUCCAGAUAUAAAAGCAAAGGGUGAUCGGGUACUUCUAUUCAGUCAGUUUACUAUGAUGUUGGACAUUAUGGAGGUGUAUCUUCAAACUAGAGGUCACAAAUACUUCAGACUGGAUGGGGGAACACCUGUUCCAGAAAGGCAAACAAUGAUAGACAAAUUCAACAUUGAUCCAAAAGUGUUCAUUUUCCUUCUUUCUACAAAAGCUGGUGGGUUAGGUAUUAACCUGGUAGCCGCCAAUGUGGUGAUCAUCCAUGAUAUUGACUUUAACCCUUACAAUGACAAACAGGCAGAGGACAGGUGCCACAGGCUUGGACAACUCAAGGAUGUCCGUGUCAUACGUCUCAUUAGUGAGGGCACUAUAGAGCCAGGGAUGCUGAAAUGUGCACAAGAAAAGUUACAACUAGAACAAGAUCUUACAUCUAAUAAAAUUUCAUCUGAAGGGGCCCAGUCUGAUGUGGCAGUGCUACUGAAAGAAGCAAUAGGGGACAUCAAGAAAUAAACAAACAUUUAUUUAUGCUCUCAGCUACCAUCCAGUUACACCUGAGAGGAAACUUCAGAACUCAUGCUUCCUGUGAAAAAAAAUGCUAUCAUGUUAAUUAGGCAGGACUUGAGAAUAUCAAAAAAUUGAGCAUUCAAAUAAUUUUUGCUGUCCUUGUUGGUAUCUGUGUUGGUAUUCUCAUAACGGACUUGCCAAAUACUCUGUCAGUGCUUUAAGUUUUGUGACAAUGGUUGCGGUUAAGUGUAACCCAGGCCUAAGUGGAACUUGAAUCAUGUAUGUUCAAAAUUUGUUCAUAUUACAUUAUUUCCAUUUCUUAAUUUGGAAGGAUUUGGGUGUCAUCUAGUAUAUAUGCUGGAUUAUACUCAAUAACCUUCCAGGGAUGUCAGUAUUUCUGACUAACUGGUCAAUAUUGUAUUGUGGACUAGUACUGCAUCUUUACAUACUGAAAAAAUCAGCUUGAUCAGUUUAAAACCAAUGCACCAUUAACCUCCAAACACAGGGAAGGUCGGAAAUUAAACACACAGUAUAGUCCCUAGGGUUUGAUUUUGAUAUAAACAGGCUGAUCCAGGCAUUUGGAAUUUGACAGCCCCAAUUUUUGUCAAAAUCCUCGCCCCCUUUUGUUGAGGGGCUCUCAUACACCUUUCGAAUGGUUCAUUAUAGUUUCUGGGACAUGAUUCUACAUUGCACCUAGCUGCUAACAGAUAUUUAUUUAGUUACUGUAGGCUUACAAAAUGUCUAUAUAUUAUGACAUUGUUCAAUAGGAGCAAAUAACAAAUGAAAUUAUAGAAAACAAAAGGCAAGCAUAAAUAAGAUAGUUAGUCAUUACCAUAACAGUAUAUCAUACAGUCACUUGUGCUUAAAUGUAUAUGUACUCUGUUAUUUUGUAAGAAAACAAUAUAUGUCAGAGAA
Molecule: messenger RNA, 5562 nt
Organism: Owenia fusiformis
Lineage: Eukaryota; Metazoa; Annelida; Polychaeta; Sabellida; Oweniidae
Source: the annotation of a GenBank genome assembly